This is a messenger RNA of Tetrahymena thermophila SB210, 270 nucleotides long. RefSeq names its product translation initiation factor eIF-5A family protein. The record is from RefSeq and is a predicted model, not a curated record. Lineage: Eukaryota; Ciliophora; Oligohymenophorea; Hymenostomatida; Tetrahymenidae. Gene Ontology annotation, biological process: nucleocytoplasmic transport; activation of GTPase activity. Gene Ontology annotation, molecular function: small GTPase binding; GTPase activator activity. The transcript is spliced from 3 exons. The annotation marks the transcript as partial. Gene Ontology annotation, cellular component: cytosol; nucleus; perinuclear region of cytoplasm.
CUAAAAUUAAAUUGGGGAUGAUGGAGCUUCUACUAUUGGUACAGCACUUGGUAAGUGCAAGUUCCUUACUAAUCUCGAAUUUUAAAUUUGGGAAAAUCAAAUUGGUGAUAGAGGAGCAUAAAAUAUUGGAUUAGGUUUAAGUAACUGCACUUAGCUUACAAAUUUAAAAUUUGUGAUAAGCUAAAAUUAAAUUGGGGAUGAUGGAGCUUCUACUAUUGGUACAGCACUUGGUAAGUGCAAGUUCCUUACUAAUCUCGAUUUUGAUAUUUA